UUAUUCAAAGAAGACCCAAGUAAACGGCAUUGAGAUGCACUUUCUGAUGGUACUCGUCCUAAUUGCUCUUUUGGCCAUGGCCUUUGUGAGUGCGGUCCCAGUUCCGCUUCCAAAUGGAGAAGUUAUCGUUAUUGUCAACCCGAAAAUCCCAAAUGACUGUACAACAGCUACAACUUAGUAGCUCUUACAGAUUCGGGCUUGAAAAGUUUAUAUUUCAUUUCUAAAAUACAAAACCUAUUUAGAAAUUAUCCCCGAUGAAAUUCCUCAAAUACGAUAUAUAAAAUAGGCAACUGAUAAAUUUCAAUAAAAAUAUUGAGCAAAAA
Molecule: messenger RNA, 323 nt
Organism: Drosophila santomea
Lineage: Eukaryota; Metazoa; Arthropoda; Insecta; Diptera; Drosophilidae
Exons: 1
Coding region: 35-178 (47 amino acids)
Source: RefSeq, a predicted model, not a curated record